This is a messenger RNA of Toxoplasma gondii ME49, 1151 nucleotides long. RefSeq names its product Fe-S metabolism associated domain-containing protein. Lineage: Eukaryota; Apicomplexa; Conoidasida; Eucoccidiorida; Sarcocystidae. The record is from RefSeq and is a predicted model, not a curated record. Bases 1 to 1020 code for a protein of 339 amino acids. The transcript has 5 exons.
AUGCGGCGCCCAGUGGAGCCUCAAUCUUCUCCUCUCUCUUCUCUCUGUUCUCUUUGUUCUCUCUCUUCUCUCUGUUCUCUCUGUUCUUUUCCUCCCCUCGCUUGCGUUCGUGUGGCGCAUCGCACAAGUCUCAGGCUGUUGCUUGUCUUGCUUCUUCUCGCUGGUCCUGUUGCGUCUCUCUGCCAUGCUGCCCGUUGCUCGCUCGUCGCCCGCGUCGUCCCCCGCGAGCCCCGUUGGGGGUCUCUGUUUCCUGGGAAGACCUAUUGCUCGCUCUGUCUGUCGUCUGCUCAUCUGUCUUUCGUGCUCCCCACCUGUGUCUGCUCGAGUGCCACUGCGUCGCCUCCCUGCCACUCAGCGCGACUCGCGCCUCUCCAGAGAGAAGCGCGAGUGCGGCGCGGUUUGCAUGCGCCACCGUCCGCUGCUCCGCAGUCUGGCGGACAGCUUCCAGGACGAGGAAACGGUGCGCGGGAGAGAGAAAACGCCUUCCUCCUCCUUCGUGGGCGGCCGCACACAGCGGCCUCUGCACGAGCGCGUUCCGGAGCAGCGGAAGGAGGCGACAAGGAGAUCCUCAACGACCUUCCAUGUCCCCUCAGGGCUCUGCUCCAAAGUCUACGCAGGCUGCCUGCCAACGACGUUCGCGCUCGGAUGGAGCGCCUCCUGUCGUUGGGAAACAGCUUGAAACAACUGUCUCCUAAUCUACGCACUCGAGAGAACCUCGUCCUGGGGUGUCAGUCUGUGGUGCACGUUCACUCUGACGCACGGAGAGAUGAUGCGGGGACGCUGCGAAUGUACUACUGCGGCCACGCAGAGGCAUUGACGACGAAGGGGCUUCUCCAACUUCUCGUCGGUGGUCUGUCAGGAGCGACACCCGAGGAAAUCGAGAGAGUGCCUUUGAACACAAUGGCGCUAGCGGGUCUCAGCCAUUUCAUUACCCCCAGCCGGAUGAAUGGAUUUACAAAUAUUCUAAUGAAGAUGAAGGCGCAGGCGGCUGCUGCGAGUGCGGACAAGGGCAAAGUCUGAAGAACCGACAGGGCGAGAUUGCGCAGAGAGAUUUAGCCUGGCAUUUUCCCCAGAGUACAGUUGUGGGAGUGCAGUUUUCCUGAAAACAGGAUUUUGUCGUCGGGGGGAAAAGACUUCGGCGAGACAAGGCA